Messenger RNA from Indicator indicator, 1338 nucleotides. It is a transcript of the gene ABRAXAS1, whose product is annotated as abraxas 1, BRCA1 A complex subunit. The record is from RefSeq and is a predicted model, not a curated record. NCBI's taxonomy places the organism in Eukaryota, Metazoa, Chordata, Aves, Piciformes, Indicatoridae. Gene Ontology annotation, cellular component: nucleus. Gene Ontology annotation, biological process: protein K63-linked deubiquitination; mitotic spindle assembly; attachment of spindle microtubules to kinetochore. The coding region runs from base 1 to 1233 and encodes 410 amino acids. The transcript has 9 exons. Gene Ontology annotation, molecular function: polyubiquitin modification-dependent protein binding; microtubule binding.
AUGGAGGGCGAGAGCACCUCCGCGCUGCUCUCGGGCUUCGUCUUCGGCGCUCUCUCCUUCCAGCACCUCAGCACCGACUCCGACACGGAAGGGUUUCUCCUUGGAGAUGUGAAAGGUGAAGCCAAGAACAGCAUCACAGACUCCCAGAUGGAUGAUGUGGAAGUUGUCUACACCAUUGAUAUCCAGAAGCACAUCCCAUGCUACCAGUUGUUCAGCUUCUAUAACUCUGCAGGAGAGCUGGAUGAGCUUGCUCUGAAGAGAAUCCUCUCAGGCUGUAAGAAGAGUGUCAUAGGCUGGUACAAGUUCAGGAGGAACACAGAGCAGGCCAUGACCUUCAGGGAGAGGCUGCUGCACAGGAAUUUGCAGUCCCACCUUGCCAACCAGGGCCUGGUGUUCCUCUUGCUGACCUCCAGUGUGAUGACAGAGAGCUGUUCCACCUACAGACUGGAGCACGCCUUGCACCGCCCUCAGGAGGGUCUCUUCCAGAAGGUUCCUUUGGUGGUGACCAACUUGGGGAUGGCAGAGCAGCAGGGCUACAGAACUGUAUCGGGGUCCUGUGUCUCCUCUGGAUUUGUGAGAGCAGUGAGACAGCACAGGUCAGAGUUCUUCUGUGAAGAUGGAACCUUGCAGGAGGUGCACAAGAUAAACCAGAUGUAUGGCACCUUGCAGGAGGAGCUGAAAAAGUUGUGCUCCACAGUGGAAGCCAGUGAGCGGUCUGUUGAGAGACUCCUGGCAGAGGUCAGCCACUUGAAAGAAGAAAUAAAGAAGAGGAAGCAGCAGAGGGGCCCAGGUGAGUUCCAGAAAUGCAAAGGCAGAGAGUCCCCAGGAGAGCCAGUGGAGAACAUUCUCCUUUGUCAGGCUCUGCAGACGUUCUUCCCCAAUUCUGGCCUUCAGACCUGCCUGGUUUCCUUCCAGGGCCAACAGCUAGCCAGGAACUGCUGCACCACUGACCACAACAUCAAGGUCAGGGAGCAGCUGACCCUCAUGGUGGAGCAAAGAGACUGCCCUGAAGCUGAAGCAAGACACCUCAGCAAGCGCAAGGGCAGAGGGAGCACGACAGGGGCCAAGGUGGUCAAGAGAUCCAGAGCCCUGCAGCUCCAGCCCAAGCUGCAGCCAGACCCAGAGGACAGUGACCAGGAGAGGAAGCUUGUCCUGAGCAGCACUGAAACAGAUGAGGAGGUGCUGGAGAAAGGGAGGGACACAGAUGAACGCUCACAGUCUCCGACCUUCUGACCUGGCCAGGCUGUGUCCAAGGGACUUUGCACCACAAGCUGGACUGGAGCAACAGAUCCUCCUCACAUAGCCAUGGGAGGAAGGCACAGUGCAGCUCUGGGGACU